Molecule: messenger RNA, 615 nt
Organism: Closterium sp. NIES-67
Lineage: Eukaryota; Viridiplantae; Streptophyta; Zygnematophyceae; Desmidiales; Closteriaceae
Source: the annotation of a GenBank genome assembly
GAUCGCAUCAAUGGCUAUCGACACGCCAAACGACAUCGACAAACACUGCGCAGCGGUACCGAAUGAUUUGGCAACAGUGGUUCGGAAGCAGGCUGGCAUUUUUCCUGACGACCUACCGGUGGGCUUGCUACCUCAGCGGCUGCAUGACCACAAAAUCGAGCUCGAAUCCGGCGCGCAUUCUGCUGUUCUGACCCAAUGGCAGCUGACUCAGCCUGAGUUAGAUGAACUUCGACGCCAGCUGGACUACUUGCUCGAGAAAGGUUUCGUCCGCCCCAGCACAUCACCAUUUGCAGCUCCGACCCUGUUCACCCCGAAGAAAGAUGGCGGUCUACAUAGUAUGUGUAUCGACUACCGCUCCUUGAAUCGGAUUACCAUCAAGUCUCGCUACCCCAUUCUACGUGCAGACGACCUCAUCGACCAACUUCGUGGGGCCAGAUUUUUCUCGAAGAUUGACCUGCGAGGCGGUUACCACCAAUUUCGCGGGCACGAACCUGACUGCUACAAGACGGCGUUUCGAACCCGGUAUGGGAGUUACGAGUACACGGUCAUACCAUUUGGCUUAACAAACGCGCCUUCACCAUUCCACUAGACCAUGAACGAAAUUUUUUCGGCCAG